Gymnodraco acuticeps is the source of this 3130-nucleotide messenger RNA. RefSeq lists its product as uncharacterized. Gene Ontology annotation, biological process: interleukin-15-mediated signaling pathway; positive regulation of ERK1 and ERK2 cascade; T cell activation. The record is from RefSeq and is a predicted model, not a curated record. Bases 512 to 1447 code for a protein of 311 amino acids. Gene Ontology annotation, cellular component: membrane raft; external side of plasma membrane. Gene Ontology annotation, molecular function: protein tyrosine kinase binding; MHC class II protein binding. Lineage: Eukaryota; Metazoa; Chordata; Actinopteri; Perciformes; Bathydraconidae. The transcript has 8 exons.
AGCCUUCAGUUGCUCAGGUAGAGGGUGAGGACGGCGGGCAGUUUAAAGCACCGGUCGCCUCGCUAUGACCCACCGUCUCCUGGCAACCCAGACUCCCGAGAGGGGGCUAAGCUAAAGGUCCGUCUCGCACGUCUUCAACUGGAGGCAAAAGACAGGGAGCAAGACAGGCAGUAUCAGUUCCAGUUGGAAAUAAGAAAGCUUGAAAUCGACAAGAAAGUCCGGAUCCGUCAGCUGGAGCUAGACUCUCAACUGCGCGCAUCCGGUGCUGUUGAUCCUGCCGAAAGAAACUUGCCAUUUCCACCUCAUUCACCUGCCUUUGACUUCUCAGAAGAAAAACACUGGAGGUGAAAUGAGGAACCAGAAAACAUCUUGCCACGUUCAACUUCCCCUCUUGAGAUGAAUGAGGAAGUGACUCUUCAUUAUCACAGGAAGCAGGUACUGAGUUCUUGUUAAAGAAGCAGCCGGUUAGAGACUCUGACAGUCGAGAGCCAGAGACCGAGAGAGAAGCACGAUGUCUGAAUUCAGAAGGAUCGUGAUGUCUUCAUUCCUGAUGCUGCUGCUCCACUUUCCAGCUGCAGAUCUGAAACGUUACAUUGUCAGACCUGGAGAUGAAGUCACUUUGCCUUGUGACUAUGUGAUGCAUGAUCAGGAUAAGUGUGAGAGAACUCUCUGGCGCUUCUAUGAUUCACCAUACCCACCAGGAGUGAGGCUGUUUGAAGACGGACAGAUUCACAAAGGAGCCAAAGCUAAAUCAGACAGACUGAGAGUUACAGAGAAAUGUUCUCUGGUUAUAAAGAAGGUCACAGAGGAGGAUGCUGGUUUUUACUCCUGCAGCCAGUUCAACAGAUCAGGAGAACAACAAGGUCCAGACUCUGAUGUUAUUCUGUCUGUUGUUUCCAUGACUGAAUAUCAGGUCAAUGAUGAGGUGACGUUACGCUGCUCUGUGGAGACAGAUGGAUGGUGUGACCCAGUGAAGUGGCUGCUUCAGGGUCGAGAUGUAGAUAAAUAUCAAAGAGAGAUAAAGACAUCACAGUCUCCCUGCUCUGCCUCUGUGACAUUUCUGACUUCUCAUUUUAGUUACACAACAAGGUCUGAGUUGCUUUCUUGUGAAGUAACUAAUGGUUUCACAGGAGAAGAACAUCUGUUUCCCUUCAGCCCUCAGUCCUCAGGAGAUGCUACAACAACUGGAACACCAAUUGAUGAAUGGACAUCUGAAAGCAACACCGGAACAGGAGCAGACUGCAAACAUCCAGAAGGACCAGCUGUGUGGUGGGUCAUCCUGGUGUCUGUGGGGUUAGCAGCUCUCAUCGUCACCGUGGUUACGGUCCACAUCUGGACCAGAGCUAAAGGGGGCAAAAAACGGAAGAGAAAAAACCUGGAGCAGAAUGAUGAAGAUGAAGAUGAGGCAGAGUAUGAAAACGAUGGAGGGGCUUCUGCCUCUGUGUGACUGAUCAACAACAUCAACUCCCCUCAGAGUCCAUGCUGUCAAACAUCACCUCCUCAUAUGUUACAGGAGAAAACAGGAGAACCAUGAGAUCAUUGGAACAUUUCUGAUGCCUGAGAACACCUGAGCCCCACGAGAGGCCCUUCAGAAACUCACCUCCAUGUGAUAGGAGACACAGCUUAUUGUAUUCAUUCCUUUCUGAUGACUGAGAACACCUGAGCAGUGUUCAUUUUGGCAGCUGUUUUUUAUUUAGUAUUUUUUAAUGGUUAUUAGUUUUAGUCCUUUUUAUCCUUCGUAGUUUUAGUCCAGUUUUAGUCGUUGAAAAAUCAUUACAUUUUAGUCAAGUUUUAGUCCAAAUGUUUUCUCUCUUCAAACUAAUUCAGUUCGGCAAACACAGGAAUCUGACAUUGGAAUCAAGGGGACAGCAUCAAGUGUUGAAAUUCGUAAAGCAACAUUUCACUCUCUUAACACUUUUCUUUUAACGGUAUUACUCUUACAAAUCUGUGUGCACGCCGCUGCAGAGUGUCUGUUAGGCCCCGCCCCCCGCACACAGAGAGAGAUAGAGUUAGGCCCCGCCCCCCGCACACAGAGAGAGAUAGAGAGUUAGGCCCUGACCCCCGCACACAGAGAAAGAGAGAGAGUUAGGCCCCGCCCCCUCACACAGACAAAGAGAGAGUUAGGCCCCGCCCCCCGCACACAGAGAAAGAGAGAGAGAGAGUUAGGCCCCGCCCCCCGCACACAGAGAAAGAGAGAGAGUUAGGCCCCGCCCCCUCACACAGAGAGAGUUAGGCCCCUCCCCCGCACACAGAAGACACACUUCAGAAACUCACCUCCAUGUGAUAGGAGACACAGCUUAUUGUAUUCAUUCCUUUCUGACUGAACGUCCUUUAAGUGUGCUCUCACAUUCCCAUACAUAGUUAUACUGGAUCUGAUCUAUAGUCUACAGUCUCUGGAUAACAUCUCAAUAUUAGCAGUACUUGUACUCACACCUUAUACCUUCACUUCUCACUGUAACUGCUGCACAUGUUCAAACAUACAAGUGUUGGGUUGAAUUCAUAAAAUAUCUAAAUUGUAAAAUGGUCCAUAAAAUAUUUUCUUAAUUGUGAUCUCUGGGAAAAUCAUUCACCCUAGUGUCGAUUUAAUAACUUUAAUAAAUGCUUUUAUCUCGUUUUUCAAUUAAUGAUUCAUAGCGUGUACUUAUACUGUACCUACAGUAUAUAUACCUGUACUGCCUACUGUAACUGCUGCACAUGCUCUAUAUCUCUGAUCAAUUGUCUACACAAUAGGAUGUUUAGAAUAACGCUUAUUCUAACAGUUAGCAUGCUUAUGUAUAUCAUCAACAUAUUUCAUACAGAUAUAUUGAACUUUUUUAAUACACUAUAUUUCCUUUUCCUGACUAAAUCAGUCUGGUAUCAGAGGACAAUAAGAUUUCCCACAAUGCUCUAAAUACUGAUUACAUUUACAUUACUUGAAAAUUGGCGCUGAAUUUAAUAUCCAUAUUAUAGUUUUUAAGUAGCAUCAGCCUCAUUGUAAUAGUAGUUUAAGUCUCCAUUAAGCAAAACACUGCAAAGCAUUUUAAGCUCAAUUGAACCACUUGUCUGCAAUUGUCACUUCACCCCACACCGUGAUAAACUCCACUGACUGAUCCCCGCUGCUUCAAAUAAAUAAAAUGUCCUCUUAAAUGUA